AUGAUUUUGACGCUUUUACUAAUUUUUUGGAAACUCACUGAGGCCGAAUCGCAUUGUAGUCUAGGAAAAUGCCAAACAUAUGGGCUAGAUAUCAACGGAGAUGCAAUGGAGAACUCAGAAUUAGUUGGCCAUGUCUUUCAUGAGUCUGCGACGAUGAAUCCGAUUCAGUGUCACUUGUGGUGUGUAGAUGACUGUCGGUGUUUGUCGUUCAACUACAAGGAAAAUAACGAAAGAAAAGCUUGCGAGUUAAAUGAAGGCAGCCACUAUACAAACGAGAGCUCUCUCAAACAUUCUCCGGGCUCACGUUAUUACAACCUUCGAAGAGAAUUCAGCCAAAAGGUAUAAAAACUUAUUACAAUACAUCUUUGCAACCAUAUAUCCUCGGAGUUAGAUAUUUUUCAGCCCCACCGUUUUUUAGCAUAUCACGGCUAUCUAAGGGACGCCGGGUCGAACGUCCUAGUUCACACAAGUCGAACCAUAACCUGGAGCUAGCAACUGCCAUGGUGGGCCUAGGGUGGCGUUUUCAUUGGACCAGUUAAUGUUUUAAAACAAGUUUAAAGCAGUUUUUCCAUGUCUGCGAGAGAAUUUGAGAAAAAUUAAACCCAAACGUCAAAAACUAUUAUCAGGUCGGUAGCAGUGGGUUCAAUUCGGUUCGUUCGAAGUUCGUCGUUUGAAUUAGGCCUAGGAGAAAAUUUUGGUCUGAUAUAAGCUGAGACUAAAUUAACGAAGCAACUCAUAGAACCACUUACAAAGAACCCGUUUAUUCCCCAGUUUGCACAAAUUUGCACCGUAUUUGCGCUGAGCAAAUUUGAAGCAAAUCCAUUUUUUCGUCCAGUGCAAGAAAUUUUACAACAAAUGUUCCGAAAAUUGUAGAUCUCAAAUCGUCUUCCGAACAGAUAUUUUCCGAAAAUUGACGUUGGGUGCCCCUGUCUUAUUGGGACUCGGAUCUCUGACCCUGCUUUCUGUUUCAAUGUCCAUCAAGUGAACUUCAAUAGCACCAGCUCAUUGUAUGUAUCAUGUUUCUGUCCGAUGAUCAAUAAUUUUAGAUUUGAUAAAAGAGAACUCUGUACUAAGCUAACUAUGGUGAUCUCUCGCACUCGACACAUAUGAUAUCGAAACAUGAUGGAAGCGGCGACGUAACUGAUUUUAAGAUCCCGAAGGGUCUAAGCUUAUGUCUGAAUUGGUAGAAACUCCAGAGGCGUCUGUGACCUUGCAAGCUCCAAACAAUUCGCCGUCCUCAGCCGAACAUCGUGAUAGUAAUAAUAAUAAUAAUAAUAAUAAUAAUAAUAAUGACAAUAAAAACAAUAAUAAUAAUAAUAAUAAAAUUAAUUGCUCGAGGUGCUUCACAACAAUUAAAAAAUAAAAUAGAACUAAUAUGCUAAAAACUUAGACUACUGAACUCAGAAUGAAAGCUAAUAAACUCAAAAGUGAAACUAACAAACUAAAGAAUUACUCUUUACAAAGAUUAAGAAAACGUUUUGAAAUUCGUCUUAAACAAUGAGACAGUGCUGGAAUGACGUAUAUUCAAGGGAAGGGAGUUCCAAAUCCUUGGGGCGCACACGGCAUACGCCCUGUCUCCAUAGGUCUUAGUUCUUGACUUUGGCUGCAUGAGUAAGUCACGCGAGUUUGAACAUAGGUACUUGACGAUUUCUGAUGGUGCAAAAGAUCCGCCAGAUAUUGAAGCUUUAUACAUAAAAAGAAGAAGCUUUAAAAUAAAUCGAUAUGAGACUGGUAACCAAUGGAGUUGUUCUACCUCAGGGGUGAUGUGCUCCAAUUUCUUUCCCGGCCGGUGACAAAACGAGCAGCAGUAUGCAAACGGCUCCACUUAUACAAAGUAUAACGCCGCCAAAACCUUCCGAUACCACUACUAACAUUGCCGAAAAGUGGAAACAGUUCAAACAGAUCUGGGACAAUUACGCCAUCAUAACGAAUCUAACUGCACAAAAGAAAAAGUACAGGGUCGUGGACUGGGGAGCUUCGAUAAAUAUCAUCACAAAAAUUCACACCACAGGAAGUCACGUAACACCCCAUCAAACAGAACCCUGAAGAUGUGGAACGGAACGGAAAUGAAACCCCUCGGGACUACCCACUAAAAAGUCUCGAACUGCAAAACUGGAAAGAAGUAUUCAUCGAAUUUGUCGUUGUUUCGGAUAAUUUAACACCGUUGAUAGGUACACGUACUACACAACAAAUGGAGCUGAUAACUGUGCAUGAAGAUGAUUUUGUCUCAGUUCCGCCUACCCGCAGAAAACUAUGUGAGAACAUUCGAAACAUUUCAACCGCUGACGAGCUUAUACCACCACUAUCCAGAUGUUUUCUGAAAGGAUCUGGGAGCCCAGCCUGCCACAGUCCACCUAAGUGUUAAUGAAAAUGCUGAACCCUCCGUAACGCCUUCGCCACGGAUUCCGUUAGUCGUGAGAGAGAAGUUCAAAGGUGAACUAGACCGCUUUCAGAAGGUACGAGUAUGAGCAAAAGUGGAUGAGCCGACGGCAUGGGUAAGCAGUGUUGGUACUGCAACAAAGAGGUCAGGUUCUCUCAGAAUAUGCAUAAAUCCACGUCCGUUGAACCAAGCCGUAAAAAGAGAAGCGCAUCUGCUGCCGAUUCUAGACAACCUAAUGCCAGAGAUGGCUUGAGCGAAUAUAUUUUUGACCGUCGACCUUACCGCCGGCUACUGGCACUGUGCUUGACGUGAGUCCAGUCUGUUGACCACCUUCGCAACCCCAUUCAGGUGGAAAAUUAAAGACUUCCGUUUGGUCUUUCAGCAUCAAGCGAGAUCUUUUGGAGGCUAAAAAGAUUUGUCAACUACUUACCAAAGUUUCUGCCCGCCCAGCAGACCACACGGAACCAAUACGCCGUCUCACACCACAAGAAACCGAGUUUAACUGGACGAAAGAGCACAAAAAAGCAUCUAGAGAAGUCAAGAUUCUUUUGUGACUACCGCCCCACUACUUAGCUAUCACGACCCAAAGGCCGAGCUUGAAAUGUGAUGCCCUUCUACAAAGAGGUAAACCGAUCGCUCACUGAGACAGCGAAAAACGAUAUGGCGAAUUAAGAAGGAACUGCUCGCGAUCGUAUUCUCAUUAGAGAAAUUUUUAAGAAAAUACACCUAUGGACGCCACGUGAAAAUCAAAAAGCUACCAAAAGACGCUAGAAUUCAUCCUGAAGAAGUCUCUCGCGUUUGCGCCAAAACGCCUUCACGUUAUGAUGAUGAGACUUCGGAAAUAUGAUUAUGAGGUGCAGUAUAAGCGUGACAGAAAGCUUUACCUGGCCGAUAGACUCUCCAGAGCCUACCUGUCGAACACUGUACACCCGACUGCAGCUGAAUUUGAGAGCAUCAACGCAGCCGCUUUUCUCCCUGUAUCCACGUCUAGACUCCGAGAGAUCCAGAAAGCAACUGAGAAUGACGAGAUCUUGUAAACCCUGAAAGCUGUCAUCUGGCUGGCCAGACGGUAGCAGUCAAAUGCCGCAGCAGAUAACCCCCUACUUCAGCUUGAGGGACGAGUUGUCGGUACGCAAUGGAAUGAUAUUUCACGGGUAACAAAUCCUAGUUUCUUUCAGUUUACGAAAGGACGUGAAACGAAAUUUGUAUGCUUCACACACCUUGGCACAGAAUCAUGUUUACGAAGAGCACGCUGGAAACCAUAUUUUGGCCGAGCAUGAACGCCGAACUGAAAGAGCUUAUGGCAACCUCUAUGACCUGUCGCGAGUAUGAAAGCAGUCACUAAAAAUAGACUCUAAUACCAAACAAAGUACCAGUCGACCAUGGGAACCAGUAGGAGUUGACCUGUUUGAACUAAAAAAAAGAGUACAUGAUCACGGUAGAUAAAAAAGCAAUUCCUGGGAAAUUGACUGCCUUACAAGUACCACCUCAAAAGCGCUAGUUUUGAAGCUGAAGAACCAUUUUGCUUGCUAUGGCUGCCCUGAUCGCUUGGUCAGCGACAAUGCCUCGCAUUUGUGUUAUCAGAGUUUCGUGAAUUCGCUAACGAUUGGGACAGAACAAGCUCUCCUGGGAACAGGAAAGCGAACGACAAAGAGCAAUCAACAGUGAAAACAGCAAAUAACCUCCUACCCAAAGCUUUGAGUGCCGGGACAGACCCAUCUAUCGCAAUUUUCGUUUACCGCAAUACACCGACACAAGGAAUGGAAUCAAGUGCUGUUAAACGUUUAAUGUUCAACCUACCCACAAGGAAGACUCUCCUUCAGCCUAGAGCCCCACAGAGUGAACGAGUACAUCCAACAACUGACUAAGCGGCAGUUCCAGCAGUCUAAGUACCACAACCAACAUGCUCGCGUGACUUGCCCACACUUAAAGAAGGUGAUGUUAUACGUAUGAAGCCGUUGCAGCUGGGGAGUAUGGAGUGGGAGGUAUACGCGCAUCAAAGAGCAAAUUCGCAAUUUCUCCCUAGGGUAGCUUUGUUUAUUUAUAACUUCAAUUCUUUCCCAUUUUCCCCUUUUAACCAGUUUAGGCCUUCGCAAUACGUUGUUCGGUCGUGUUUUUAUAUCCGUUAAACUUACCAGCAGGUCAAGCUCACACUGCAUUCCAGCCUUCGUCAAGUGGUAGCCAAGUAUUUAUUUUUACUCCUUUUCAGGUUUGUCAGCCAUUAAGAUAAGACAGGAGCGGAUAAGAUAAGGUACAAUACAUUCGUCUUCGCCAUAAUUUUCUUCCUAGGGAAUUAGUGCCAUGCUGUUCAAUGUUUGAAUUUUAAAGAACGCAGCGGGGCCAGCGGGGUUUUUUGAAAGACAUUUUUACGCUGGUCACUGCAACUAUUCUGUACAAACGAAAAAUUAAAAAAAAUUGUUUGAUCGAUUUUUAGAAACACCAUGCGACGUCAUGUGAUGGUGACGUCACAUGCGUGAACGGCUGCUGCAAGAAUAAUCCUUGUCAGAAUGGAGGAACAUGUGCGGAAAUAUGUGAGCCCACAAACGUCCGGUACAACUGUUCUUGUCCAGCAAAGUUUAUUGGUAGACACUGUGAAAAGAGAAAGAGCUGCCAGGCCUACAGAGCUGCUGGAGAAACGAGUUCUGGAUUGUACACAAUCACUGAUGACAGUGAUCUAUCCUUCCAAGUGUUCUGCGACUUUGGCUCUGAACCUGGGUUUGCAUGGAGCUUGAUCCAGUCGUUCAGCUUAUCAAAGAAAGACAUUUUUGGGGCAAGUAUUGCAGAUGGUACCUUACAUUUUGUACAUUACUGAUACUUUCCUUCUCGAGAUCAGUACUGAGACUAAACUCUAAUUUCAGUCUUCUGAAUUGUUUGUUUCCCUGGUCUAACUAAAGAGCUCCCGACGAAAAACAACACUUGUUGUGAGCUUGAUAAAAAACGUGGGGUAAAGGAUCCUUGUUUUUACUCGUCGCUCGAAAUAAUCAUUUCUUGACUGACAAACCCGAGGACGAAGGUCCGCUCAUUUUACCCCCUCUCUAUUAAUUCAGGUAAUUUGAAGCCCACGACGAUGCUCGGUUCGGUGAAUACUAAAUGAAUACGAAACACAUAUGUGGGUGGAUUAGCCAAAACAUACCCAGAAAUGAAUAAAAUAAUUACAAGUUCUGUACUCUUAGUGCUUCUUUCAGCCAUCUUCUCUUAAUAUCACGCUUUAGUAAAUAUUUAGAGACAUUUAAACCGCGUGUUACCCUAUUUGUAAUCUUCUCUUCCGCAUGUCACAGGCUUGUCAACUAAAGGAAUAAAAUCCAUCAUUUAUCGUUCUCAUCUACUAAUGCUAAUGACAAGUUUGUAAUCUGUAGGAUGAAAUUGUUUUCUUUGAUUACGAUGAUGACAGCGCAAUCAGCGGUGACCAUCCAAAUUGGCAGGCGUACCUGAUCAGCCCAGCAAACCUUGCAUGGCUUGGGACCCACUCCACUCACUGGCGGGCUACCUGUCGCUAUGAUACCGACGGAGUUGUGUACACAGAUUACAUGAAAACAUCCCUGGCAAAUUUCAACAUACUUAGCCCACAGACCCAAUCAGGUACAUGCCACCAGUUCGAAUUUAUGAACAUCCGGGGGAACGAAUGUCUUAACUGCACGGCACCACUCUGGUACGAAAAAGAUGAAAGUUCUUUGCACACAGAUAGUGACAAAAAUAUCUGUGAAUUCAACGGAAAGACUGGUGCAGUUUAUAACGAAGACAACUUCGGAGGUUAUGGUGCUGUUAAUCCAUUACAUCGUUGUUCGUCGGGACCUAACGCCACUACUCAGGUCUGGUUGGGUGGCCAGUGA
Molecule: messenger RNA, 6210 nt
Organism: Porites evermanni
Lineage: Eukaryota; Metazoa; Cnidaria; Anthozoa; Scleractinia; Poritidae
Source: the annotation of a GenBank genome assembly